AUGAAAAAAAAAAAAAUUCGAGAAAAAUAUUUAAGAAUUUUAUUCCAUAAAAUUGAUAACGAGAAGAUACAGAAGGAUUUCAAGAUUUCAAAUUAUAAUUAUAAUUCUUUUAUAAAACAUGAUAUAUAUUAUUUGAAUAAGAAAUUUUACAAACUGAAAAAUAUAAAUGACAUCACAAUAAAGAAGACAUUGUUAUUAUUUCUAUAUAAAUAUAAUUUUUAUAUGCCAAAAAUAAUAAAAAGAUUAAUUUUUAAGAAAUUAUUACUACAAAACGAAAAUGAGUAUAAUGAAAAUUUUAAUUAUAACAUAUAUCUUUUAUUAUCAUAUUUAAAAAAUCCAAACAUUAUAGAAGCAACACAGAAAAUCAUCGAUUUAGAUGUAUUUAGAACACGUAUCAAUAAAGAAAAUGAGAAAACCAUUUAUUUCUUUAAUUUAUUCUUAAACUAUGCAUGUAGUCAUUUUCAAUUUAAAUAUAAGCAAGGGCUGAACGAAGUUCUAGCUCUUUUUUUUUAUUUGAAAGGAAAGUACUUUAAUAUGGUUGAUGUCUAUUUCUGUUUUGAAAGUUUUUUGGAGAGAUUUUUAAAAGAAUUUUACUAUGACGACGAAUUUUUUUUUUUGCAAAUAUCCUUUUAUCUCUUUAAAAUAUUAAUAAAAUAUCAUGAUCCUGUAUUAUCAGAAAUAUUAGAGAAUAAUAAGAUGUCCCCUGAAAUAUAUGCUUCAUCUUGGUUUUUAACUUUGUUUGCUUCAAAAUGUAAUAUGAGAAUUUUGAAUUUAAUUUAUAUGAUCUUUUUAUUAGAGCAGAAUCCUUUUUUUUAUUUUUAUUUUUCUUUAGCUCUAUUAAUCUUACACAGAAAUAUAUUUUUAUGUGUUGAUAAUUCGAAUUUACCAGAAUUAUUAAGUAAAAUAAAUAUUUUUAAUAAAAAAUUUUUAAAAAAAGUGUGGGCAUUUGGAAAGUAUUUAGAAAGACAGACCCCUAUUUCUUUUGUUCAUAAACUUUUUUUUAUAAAGAAUGUUUUAAGUUAUUUAACUAGUGAAAAUUCUGCAGAAAAUUAUGAGAGAAAGAAUGUUCUUUUAAACUUCUUUAAGUCUAUUGAUUAUAUGUCUGUAAAUUCUUAUGAGAUAUUAAAAAAUUUAUGUGAAGGAAAUGAUAAGUAUCUUUUUUUGGAUAUAAGAUUGAAUAGUCAUUUCAAAUCUUUUCACUUAUAUAAUUCUAUAAACAUGGAAUUAGUCAAAAAUUAUUUAGACAUAUUCAAAAACACCAUCAGUGUUGAACAUAAAAAAGAGAAGAGAAAAAGAAAGAAAAAGAAACCAUGUGAUAUAAAUAAUGUGUGGUAUAUUUUAAAUCAUUAUGAUGAUAGAGAAGUGGUGAGGAACGAUAAAGAUCUUUUUUGUUUUUUAUUAAGAAAAAAAUAUAAGAUGAACUGUCUUAUUAUUUAUGAUGAUAAUAUUUUAUUAAAGAAAAAAAAAGAUAAUGAGCAAGUGAAAAGAAAAUGGAAUCAAAUUAAUUUUGGAGCGUUAGAAAAUAAAAAUAGGAAGAGAUCAAAGUUGAACCAAAAAAAUAAAAAAAUAAAGGAUAAAGAAAAAAAAAAUAUAAAUAAUUAUAAUAAUAAUAUUUUAGGAAAAAAAAAAAAAAGAAUAAGUAGACAAAAAAGAGAAGAAUUAUUUCAAGGUGUUAAUAAUAUUUUAAAAGUACAAGAAAAUUAUUUCAUUGAUUUAAAUCGAAAUUUUUAUGAUAUUUAUAGAGGUAAGCCAAUUGGAAAUAUUAAAUCUCCUCAUAAAAUUAAAUUUAAAACACCUUUGCAAUCAGGUCAAAUAUAUUUACAACAUAAAAUAAUUGAAGAUCAUAAAAAUUAUUAUACAGAUGAUAAUAUUUUAUGUGAUCAUUUUAAUUUAAAAUGUUAUCUUAUAAAAAAUAAAUAUCUUUUAGAUAAAAAAAAAUAUAUAAAAAGUAAACAAAUAGAUCUUAACAACAAAAAGGAGAGGAAUCUUUAUAGAAAGAGGAAACAAAAUGGUAUGAAUAUAAAUGACGAUCUUAACUGUGAAAACACAACAAUAAAUAAUAUAUAUAAUAUAAAUAAUAUAAAUAAUACAUAUAAUAUAUAUAAUGGUGGAUCCAUAUGUAAUAACCACACUAGUGAGAUGAAGAAUCCAUCGAUGGUCACAUUUUUGGGGGACCAGAAGAGACAAACAGAAUCUGAAGAAAAUAAUAAUAUUAUAAAUGUUUCAUGUGAUAUAGUAAAAAAUAAUGUAAAUCAAAGUAAUAUGAAUACCAGUUCUUAUAAUUUAUAUGUAUUAAUAAAAGAGAAUGUUUUGAAGGAUGUAAAUAUUUUACAUUUUUUUUUUAAAAAUAUAUAUGUUCCAAAUAAAGAUGUAAUUAUUUUAUAUGAUGAUGAUUUUCAUAAUACUAAAUACGUGCGUAAAUUAUAUUUCGAUUUAAUAUAUAAAUUGAAGAUAAAAAAUGUAUCUAUUAUUGAGGGUGGUAUGGAUUCUUAUCAUAAAAAUUUUGUUAAUAUAAUAUUUGGUCAUGACAAUUUGAAGAAGAACAAUAGAAAUGGUAAUACAAUAUUAAAUGUUAAUAAAUUAAAGGAUUCAAAUAAUUUAAAGUUUAUAAAUAAUUAUAAUAAAGAUAUUUAUAUAUCUGAAAAAAAUACAUAUCUAAAUCAUAAUGCUCAAUCAUGUUAUAUGUGUAAUAAUAAACAUUUUAAACAUAUGAAAAAGAAAAUAUUAGAUGAGUUUUUUUUUGAUAUAUACAAUGAUUAUAAUAUUUUUGUUGAUUGUUAUGAUUUUAUGCAAGGCAAAAAGGGGGAUAUGAAUUUUUUAGCUUUCAUCGAUUUAAUAAAAGAAAGAAAAGGAAAUCAAAAUAUAUAUAAAGCAAAACAGAAGGAGAGAGAAAAUUUAGAAGAAAUAGAAGGAAAUACAUCUACUUUUCUUCCUCAAAUAUAUUCUCUUGUGAAUUAUAUUAAAAGAAAAAAAAGUGAUAAAAAUGAAGAAUGUAAUGAUAAUGAAACUGAUAAAAAAAAAGACACAUCCACAUCAAACAGUUUACAUGGAUCUCUUAAUAUUAAUAAACAACAAACAAAUGUUCAUACAAGUUUUUUUAAUAAUAUGUCUAAUAAAGAAAGGAAAUGUAAAUCAAUGAGUACUAAUACAAAUGAAGAAAUAAAUAUGUGCAAUGAUUCAAAUAUAAAAAGAGAUUAUUUUAAUUUGAAUUAUUAUCUUGAUUAUUAUAAUAAAAAGAAAAAUGAGUUUUUAAAUAUUAAUCUAAAUGAUGAUGAAGAUAAGGAUGUUAAAAGGAAUAUCUCCAUUAAUAAUAAUAAUAUUAAAACUAAUUAUAGUGAUAAGAUGAUAUAUGAAGAAUGUAUUGAUCAAAAUAUUGUAGAAGAAAAUAAAAAAAUAGAAUCUCAAGAUAUAUAUAAAGAUAAAGAAGAAUUAUCAAAUAUAGAAAGUAUGAAACCAUGUGAUGAAUUUAUGAAUGAUAAAAAUGAAAAGAUAUGUUUAGAAAAUAAUAUAAACGAUACUAGUAAUAAUAAGGAUAGUUAUAUAAAUUAUAAUAAUAUAUCAAAUACAUGUUUAUAUGAUAAUAAAGAAUUCUCAUAUAGUAAUAAAUUUUCUAUAUAUAAUAAUUUUUAUUUAGAUAAAAAAAAAAAAAAUAUAUUAUCAAAUACAAACACAGAUAUAUAUAAUUUAUAUUCAUAUAUAGAUAUAUUAUGUUAUAAUAAUUUGUUAUAUAAAAAUAAUAGUAAGAUAUAUAAAUGUUAUAUACAUUAUAUAUAUCAACCUUUAAUACCACAUAAUAUAAGAUCCAAUAAUAUUAUAAAUAAUUUUUUGGAAUAUGUAAAAUUUUUUAAAACUCUUAAUAAAAAAGAUGUAAAUUCAGUAAACGAUCCUAACAUAUAUUUAAAUUGUAAUAAGUUAGAUUCUAAAUUAUUUUUUAAUGGUUUAUAUUAUUUGCCAUUCAAUCAAAAUGUUAGAAAUAUGGAUAAUAUGAAUAAUAUCAAUAAUAUCAAUAAUAUGAAUAAUAUCAAUAAUAUGAUCAAUAUGAAUAAUAUGAAUAAUGUGUCAUUUUCUAAUUCUCUUUUCACAUCCAAAGUUAAUAUAGGUCAAGACAAAAUAAAUUCUAAUAACAAUGAUGAUAAAAAUAAUAUAGAUGACUCUUAUAUAGAAAAUCAAAAGGAUGAACACAUAAAUGAAGUGAAUCCAUGUAGUAAUAAUUCUAAUCAGAUAUAUGGUGAUAAUUAUUUUUAUCAAAAAAUAAAAAAAACAGAAACAAAGGAUGAUAAUCCGUUUUCUGAAUUAUUAAAUAAUUCAAUAUUAAAUAAUACAUGGAUAAAAAAUAAACCAGAAUUGGGGUUAUGUAAAUUAAUGAUAUAUGAUCAUUUCUUAAUUUUAUAUGGAACACCAUAUAUAUGCAAUGUUCAUGUGGUGGGAAAAAAAGGAAGAGCGACUGAAAGGAAAGGUUAUGAAUCCAAAAAUAAAAAUGAUGAUGUAUAUAAAAAUGAUGAUAUAUAUAAAAAUGAUGAUAUAUAUAUAAACCACAGUGAUCAAUCAUUGAAACAUAAUAAUUCAGAAAUAUGUAAAGAGGGGGUAUCAAAUAAUAAUCCUUUAGACCCAGGAAUAGAAAAUUUUUUAAAAGAGAGAAAAGAAUAUGUCGAUAAAGAGAAGGUACCAUUUAUAUAUUAUGAUGAUAAAUUUGAUAAAAUGAUAAUACAUAAAUAUAAAGAUUUUAAAAAAAAAGAUAUAUUAUUUAAUAUUGAAUGUUAUAAAUUAGAUGGAUUAUAUGUAAAUUGGAAUGAUAUGUCUGAUAAUAUAUUUCAUAGUAUAACAUUAGAACAUAUAAAUGAUACAUAUAAUCAUUAUAAAACAUAUUUUAAUUUAUCAAAAAAUAAUUUAUCAUAUAAAAUUAAUUCAAAUCAUGAUCAAAAAAAUAAUCACAAUAAUUAUUAUUUCUAUGAAUCUUCCAGUUCAUCAUAUAAAAGUAACACUUCCUGUUCCAAUAGUUCUUCAUCUUCUUCUUCUGAUGAUGAUAAUGAUGUAGAUUUUUCUUUUUCUGAUUAUCAUAAUUUAUAUAAGAAAAAGUUUAAAAAUAAGAAAAAAGAAACUGACAAAAAGGAACAGAAAUUAUCUAAUCAAGAAUUAUAUAAAAAACAAAUUGAUGCAAUUAAUGUAUAUGGUAUUUUUGAUCUACAUACUAUUCAUAAAAUAACAAACAAACAGAAUUCUUUAAAAACUUUAUAUUUUUAUUUUUCAACAAAUAAGAGUAUUCCAUUAAUGGUUUUAAAUUUUGAGAGUGAACUGGAAGUGCAGUCGUGUGUUUCCGCUGUUCAGGAAAUAUAUUCUUCCUUGACAAAAAAAAAAACAAAUUAA
This is a messenger RNA of Plasmodium adleri (nom. inval.), 5364 nucleotides long. RefSeq names its product conserved Plasmodium protein, unknown function. The record is from RefSeq and is a predicted model, not a curated record. The coding region runs from base 1 to 5364 and encodes 1787 amino acids. The transcript is spliced from 11 exons. NCBI's taxonomy places the organism in Eukaryota, Apicomplexa, Aconoidasida, Haemosporida, Plasmodiidae. Gene Ontology annotation, molecular function: GTPase activator activity. Gene Ontology annotation, biological process: activation of GTPase activity.